Molecule: messenger RNA, 487 nt
Organism: Tuber aestivum (summer truffle)
Lineage: Eukaryota; Fungi; Ascomycota; Pezizomycetes; Pezizales; Tuberaceae
Source: the annotation of a GenBank genome assembly
GCCGACUCUUGGGCCAUACAUGGACUCUGGCCUGGCAACUGCAAUGGAAAGCGGGAGGAGUAUUGCGACACACCCCGGGAGUACACUGGCGUUCGUGCAAGUAUUCACGCUAAGGGGGGAGACCGCAUUACCAAGUUACGGAGACCGGUAUUGGAAAGACUGCCAAGGUAACGAUGAGACCUUCGGGAAGCACAAAUGGGACAAACAAGGGGCUUGCAUCAACACUCUCAGCGCCGAAUGUUGUUCCGGAUAUUCUUCUGGAGAACUAGUUGAUUAUUUCCGGAUUACUGUUGAUUCGUUCAAGACUUUGGAACCUUACAAGGUGAUUAAACCCCUGUCACCAGGUUUGAGACAAACUACCCUCCAGUUUCUUCAAACAGACCCUGGCGGGUUGCUGGUAUUUAUCAUGCCUUCCUCCACAAAGAACUACACAUCUACCGCUAUCCAGAAUGCUCUUACCGCGGCCCAUGGUUUUCGGGUUACCAUU